Messenger RNA from Drosophila hydei, 3019 nucleotides. RefSeq names its product organic cation transporter protein. Gene Ontology annotation, cellular component: membrane. The transcript has 7 exons. The record is from RefSeq and is a predicted model, not a curated record. NCBI's taxonomy places the organism in Eukaryota, Metazoa, Arthropoda, Insecta, Diptera, Drosophilidae. Gene Ontology annotation, biological process: transmembrane transport. The coding region runs from base 589 to 2412 and encodes 607 amino acids. Gene Ontology annotation, molecular function: transmembrane transporter activity.
GUCAGUUGGCCGCUGUCCGUUGCACAGUUCGCACGUUGCGCUAAAAUAAAAAACAACUACAACGGCGACAAUUCUCGUAAAUAAAUGGCUAAAAAUAUUCAAACAGUAACAGACCAAAAAAUAAUAAAAAAAAAUAAGUACAAGCAACGCCCCAAUCGAUUCAGUUUGCAAAAACUAAUAAAGUAAGUCCCAACAAAUGCCAACACGUUUGCCCAAUUUGGAAUAUGCAGUGCGGGUAAUUGAAACGUGAUAUAUGUGGGAUAAGUGCGCAAUCCUAACUGCAGCAACUUUUAGCCAAGUGCUUCCGAUUAGGUGUCGUGACGUAUGUGUAUGUGGAGGGCUUUAAAUAUAGAGCAACACACUAGUCGCCUAGUUGCCAGUAGCUAGCAAGUCGCAUGGUCAAGUGCCGGUGAUAAGCGUGCCCGCUGCCGAUAAGACGGGGGCGCCAAGUCGUAAAAACAAAUUUAAAUCAAAGCUCACAUUUAGCAUUUUGCGUAUAAUAUAAACAAUAACAAUUAGUUAAGGUCCAUAUACAUGUUGAAUUCUACACAACAAAAGAACGAAAAACAAUAACAAAGCGCGCUCAAAAUGCCAAAACGUCAAAGCGCUGCUAGCUUAACCCAUGACAUCGCAGCUGGCAUGGAACGGGAACUUGAACUAGAAUUGGAACUGGAGCUGGAGCGGCCGCUGCUGUCGUCGAAGGAGCAUGCCAAAAUUCCUUUGUGCGUCAUGCACGACACAGCCGGCAAACCGUCCCCUAUAACCACGCCCACACAGUCGCCGAUGGCGGCGGCGGAGCCCGGAACAGGGCCAGCUGACGAUGAGGAUGAGACCGAUGUGAUUGGCGAUCUAAUGGGUCACUAUGGCAAGUGGCAGCUGCUAAUGACAGUGCUGCUGUCGCUUUUCCAGGUGCCAAACACCUUUCACAUAUCCUCGUCCGUCUACCAGGCGGCCAACAAGGAGUUCUGGUGCCAGCGUCCACCACAUCUGCAGCAAUUGCCCGUCGAUGUUUGGCGUAAUCUGAGCAGCUCCCACGACAAUUGUCAUAUGCGCGCUGGCAUCGAUUGGAGCCAGCUGAGCAACGAGACGUUGCCCGCACAGAUGGAGCAACAGGCGGCGUCAGCAGCAGCAGCAGACUCUGCCAACGACGGGAAGCUGAUUGCCUGCAACAGCUGGGAGUAUGCGACAGACGACAAUGUCGGCAACACUUGGACCUCGCAGUGGGAUCUGGUGUGUGACAAGGAGCAUUUGAAAAAUGUAGCCGAGAUGUUCUUUCUACUUGGCGUUGCAACAGGUGGCAUUAUUUCCGGCUACCUCUCUGACAAGUUUGGUCGCAAAACAAUGCUCUUCAUAUCGGCCGUGCUGCAGACCAUAUUCGGCCUCUGGCUGUAUUUCUGCAGUUCCUUUGAACUAUACUUAACUCUUCGAGCCCUUUUAGGACUCGUCUCCGUCUCGGUAACCUACUCGGGCCUCAUUUUGGCAAUCGAAUAUGUGGAUGGCAAGUGGCGGACCAUAGCCGGCAUGUACAACCUGUUCCCACUGCCAAUAUCGUAUAUGAUCAUCUCUGGACUAGCUUAUUUGACGCAAGACUAUCAAAGUCUGCAGCUGUGCAUCGGUAUUCCGGGCAUUUUCCUUUGUUUUCUCUGGUUUGUGGUGCCGGAAUCACCGCGCUGGCUGCUGGUCAAGGGUCGUAUUGAGGAAGUCAGACGCAUCAUUGAAGCGGCGGCCGUUUUCAAUGGACGGCAACUGCCCCCGGACUACCAGCUGACGCCGCCUACGCAGGAGAGUAGCUCACAAGACUUCACGUAUCUGUUCCGGUCCAGCUACUUGAGGCGCAUCUCCAUCUGUUUUCUGUGCAUUUGGUUCACCAUGAACCUGGUCUACUACGGUAUUAUCUUGAAUAUGAGCUCGUUCGGUGGCAAUGUCUACUUGAAUUCGGCGCUAGCUGGCCUAGUCGAAAUACCUGCCAUUGCGGUGGCCAUGUACAUUAUCACCAAGGUGGGCAAGAAAUGGCUCUUUUGUGCCACCCUAUUCUGUGCCGGCGCUGCCUGUUGCUGUGCAGCGAUCACUGAGGGACGCGAGGACAUGCUCUGGCUGAAGAUCACAUUCCUGAUGAUGGGCAAGUUUACGAUCAGCGCUGGCAAUACCAUUAUGCCCGUUUAUACAGCCGAACUGUAUCCCACGGCCAUUCGCAAUGUGGGCGUGGGCGCUUGCAACGUGGCCGCCGGAUUGGCGCUCAUAUUGACGCCAUAUUUAUCGCUUCUGAACAAAAUCGAAGGCCACCUGUUGAUGACGUUGCUUACCGCUUGGAGCAUUUUUGGGGGCUUUGUGGUGCUCUUUCUACCGGAGACGGCAGUGCGAAAAAAUGCACCAUCCGCAACAAAUCGCCAGAAUGCAGCUAAGCAGGUGUAAUCAGUUACAGAGACGUUGCCAAAAUACGCCACCCACGCCCCAUACAAUACUUCUGGCACCUAAGAAAUAUUUUGGCUGGUCCAAAGUAUGUCAAUGAGCACCCAGGAUACCAGAUAACUACUUAAUAUCAAGCUGUACCCACUUGAAUCGUUGCCCAGCCCCGAUUUAACAUAUCCACCGCCUCAGCCACCGCCACCUUCUACUAACCAAGAACUCAAGUAAAUAGCGCAAUUUAUCGAAUGUCCACGGAAUGCCAUAAGUCUAAAAGUCAGGCAGGACCUUAUUUGCGUAGCAAGUAGUGAGUAUUUAAAAAUGAAAUAAUAUACUGAAAGAACAAAAAAGUUAUUCGUAAUGUAACAAUGGCUUUUAGCUUAUAAUAGUGUAAGAACAAAAGAACAAAGUCACAAUUCGUAGUUAAAUCACUUCGGUGUCAUCGAAGCUAUACAAAUUUCACAUAAAUAUACUGCAACAGGAAAUGUAAUGAGCAAUUAACAAUUUUUUCAUAUUUUACAAUAUUUAAAAGUUACUAAACAGUGUUUAUUAUUUUUUAAAAAUAUUAACUUGUUUCAUUUCCACCUACUCCCAAACACUUGUCAAGUGUAAUCAU